UUUAAACAUAAUGUGGGUGACAACAACCUGGAUAAAUCGCUAUUUUUAUAGGCAGUUAUUUAAAAGAAAUAUAAAAAAACAGCCAAAAUAAGCUUUAAUUAAGAUGUGAAUCUGAAUGGAUAAUUAGAAUUUUAAAUAUGUGUUAGGAAGAACUGGCAAAACCUUUGCAUUAAUGUUGUUUAAGGUCAAAGAAAAUGAAUUGUUUAGGUCAUAAAAACCAUGAAAACAAACAUUAUAAUACUCAUGGAAAGAUUGAGGAAAUACUUGUUUUGCCAUUUUGGAAAGUAAUGCUCCAAGUUGAAAAACCAAUGAGCUUGAAUGUUUGACUUAACACUGGAAUUUUUAAAACUUGAAAACAUUUUGAAUCAAAUUGUGAAAAGGAGAAGCUCUGUCAAUUUAUUUCAAUUUUAUAUAAUCUCUAAGCUGUUUAUCUUAAUCAAAACUCAAAGCAAUUAUGCCAGUGUUUUUUCUCACUUAAAUGGGCUUUUGGAAAAAAUCAUCACUCAAAUUGAUAAUUUGGGAAGAAAGAGCUGGUGAAAGUUCAGAAGUUUCAGAAAACUGCAUGAUAUUAAUGAAAAUUUAUAUUGGUAAGAGAGCUUUUAUUGGUCUUCGUGAUAUGUAUGGUGAAAAAUCACUGCAUACAUCUAUAUAAAGACAAAAUCUAACCUCAGACAUUAAACCAUCAAACAUGGACCAGAAGGAACGGCGAGCCUUGGACAAAUGCUUCGAUGGAUUUCUCCGUGACCUUGACCCAUCCACAUCAUUCAUACAUUCCUUGUAUGCAGAGGGUGUCCUUACUGAGGAACAAAUGGACAGAAUCAGUAAAAUCUCUUCAAGAGAGACCCAGGUAGCCAUGUUGAUUAGAUUCCUCCCUCAUCGUGGACCAAAUGCCUUUACUGUGUUCAAAGACAAGCUUGAGAAGGACUAUCCCUGGCUUGCCCAGAGGCUUGCAGAUGAGCUAAAGAAGCUUCAAAGUGGUCAAGCAAGCAUUAAUAAGAGACUGGUAACUACAAUAGAAACAAAGCUUGUUCCACUGGUAUAUUCUGGAGGAGCAGGUUUUGAUAUGUGCGAUGAAAAAGCACACCCUGGUGUCAUUAUAGAAAAACUUGGUGAUUUGUUAAACAGUCUUGAACUGAAGUGUCACAAAGCUCUUGAUAUAACAGCAAUUGGAAAGCACAAAACUCCAAUACAUAAACUCAUAGAAGAUAGACUAAGACAAGAGAAGAGGAAGGAAGGUAAUGAAGAUGUAGAUGACCUUAACAAAGAGGUUAAAGACUUGAAACGGCAAGUCAGAGAGAUGACUAAGCUGAAAUCUGAAAAUGAAAAACUGAAAACUGUUAUAUCUAGACAGAAGGAGAAGCUAAAAGACUACAAUAAAAUGUCAAGAGAUUCUAAAAGACAUAAGCAGGAUAUGGAGAAGUUUAAGAAGGAGACUGAAAUGUUAAGAUAUGAGGUAGAGACAUUGAGAGAGCAGCUUAGGAGUAAUAUAUCUAACCCUUAUGCUUAAAGCUGUUCAUUGAAGUAAACUGGGAAUGUAAAACCAGUUUUUUUCUUUUACUCGACUUUGUCAUCUAAUAUACUCUUAGAUUACAAGGGUUGUUCAAAAUUAAAAAGGACUCAAGAGUAUGGCAUCUUUAUAAUCCAUUUACUAAUGAAACUUUUUUAAUGUAAAUUUUUUCGAAGAGUGGGGGAAGAAUUUGAACAUUUUAUUUCUCCCUUCAUCACCACAAAUGAGGACUGGCUAUAGUUACAUGAUCAAGAAACCUUGUGCACUCGGGGAGAAAACUUUCAGAAAUAAUGAUGUUUGUUGCAAUUUGUAUUCAUUUUGGCAACAGCAUGAAUGUCAUUCACUGUAUUGUUGUUGUGCUCCGUGUCACAUACCCCUUGUUAUUUAUAAUUUUUACAGAAUUGUUACACUUAAACAUAUUGUAUUGAUUUUUUUCACUGUAUAUAAAGAAAAUAUGUGCCCAUAAUUAUGUCUUUUGUAAAACUGUGUACCGAAUUAAAGGAUGUAACAGUAGAGCU
Molecule: messenger RNA, 2025 nt
Organism: Ruditapes philippinarum (Manila clam)
Lineage: Eukaryota; Metazoa; Mollusca; Bivalvia; Venerida; Veneridae
Exons: 2
Coding region: 689-1507 (272 amino acids)
Biological process (GO): regulation of apoptotic process
Molecular function (GO): death domain binding; protease binding
Source: RefSeq, a predicted model, not a curated record